Messenger RNA from Closterium sp. Yama58-4, 900 nucleotides. Lineage: Eukaryota; Viridiplantae; Streptophyta; Zygnematophyceae; Desmidiales; Closteriaceae. The record is from the annotation of a GenBank genome assembly.
AUGCUCGCCGCAUCUCCCGCCCCGGCUGCCGCAUUAGCGGGCGGCCUUCAGGCCGCCUGCCCGCAGCAUGGGGGCGCGCGGGGAGGAGCGCGGGCGGGCACAGGCUGGUUGGCGGGCGGAGAGCUGAGAGGCGCGCUUACUCACAGCGCGGCGCACAGCGGACUCUCCGCGCCGUGCUGGCGGAAAGCGCCUCUUGGAGCGGCGAAAGGGGGCGCUGUUGUGUGCUCCGCGGCUGCUAAGCCCGCCUUUGGACGGCAGAUGCUGGUGAUGGUGCCGCCACACCCGCUGAUCAAGCACUGGAUCGCCAUCCUGCGCAAUGCCACCUCGCCACCGCCCAUCUUCCGGGCCGCACUGGCAGAGCUGGGUCGCAACAUUGCUUAUGAAGCUACUCGUGAUUGGCUGCCGAUGAUUCAGGGCGAGGUGGCCACGCCCUGCGGUGUUGCUGAGGUGGAGGCCGUCGACCCCUCCCAGCCAAUCGCGAUCAUUCCAGUGCUGAGGGCGGGGGCAGUCAUGGCAGAGCAGAUGGGGCCAGUCAUUCCCCACACCAUCACCUACCACCUCGGCUAUGUGCGGGACGAGACCACGCUCCAGCCAACUCUCUACCUCAACAAGCUGCCCAGGGCGUUCAACCCCGAGGCACGGAUCAUCAUCGUCGAUGCCAUGCUCGCCACCGGUGGCACGAUGAUGGCAACGAUGGAGGAGGUGGUGGGGCGAGGAGCCAACCCCGACAACAUCCGCAUCAUAUCGGCCAUAGUGGCAUCUCCAGCACUCAAGCGCCUUAGUGAGAAGUACAAAGGGCUGCGAGUGUACACGGGGAUGAUCGAUGCUGACGUCAAUGACCAAGGGUUCAUUGUACCUGGACUUGGCGAUGCUGGGGACAGGAGCUUUGGCACCUUGUAG